AUAAGCUGGGCCUCAUGUCGCGUUUCUUCUCCUGUUCGUGACAACUUGGGAACGGCAUCUCAACUUUGGGAUAAAGUUCGUCUGAAGUUCCUUGGCAAGGGGGGCUUCCAAAGUUAAAUCUUACAAGAAAGAUGAGAUGUUGUCCCGAAGUUGAAUUUUAAUUAAUAAAUUUUGGGGGAAGUUUCUCACUUCCUCCAUUCUUUCCUCAAAAAAGGAAAAUUCCAUGGCUAUUGCUGAAGGAAAGCAUCAGAUUCUGUUCUUUUCUUUCUUUCUUUUUUCUUGAUGACGGAAAGCAUCAGAAUUGAGCUCUUGUUCCGGAGAGAAAAAGGCCUCUCCCUCUUCCUCUUGGCUCCUCCAUUUGACCGUAUUGUCUCAAACCUUAAUCCUGUGAGGAGUGAGGGAAGGAGAUAUGGUUCAGUCUCUGGUUUCCAAUGUCGUGUCUCAGCUUACCAACCUUCUCAUCCAAGAAGCUGCUUCCUUGGGUGGUGUGCAUGAUCAGAUCGAAUGGGUGAAAACAGAACUCCAUCUAUUGCAAGGCUUCCUCAAAGAUGCAGACUCCAGAAGGAAGAGAGGAGACGAAAGAGUGGAGAAUUGGAUACGGGAGUUAAGAGAUGUGGCAUAUGAAGUGGAAGACAUCAUAGACAGGGUCAAGUUCAUGGCUGAGAGGCUCAGGCAACGUCAGAGGAGAGGCUUCAUGGGCACAAUUUCAAGGUACUCUCACAAACCUUGGGAAUUGAUUACCCUUUAUAAAAUUGGUUCUGAAAUUGGAAAAAUAAAGGAAAAGAUCAAGAAUAUUUCCGAGAGCAAAGAUAGAUAUGGCAUUGCUAAUCUAGGUGAAAGUAGUGCAGCGAAUGAAAGUUCUCAAUCACUUAGAGAAUCCUCUCCUCACUCUUAUGAUGACAACAUUGAAGUUAUAGGCUUCGAGAAUGAUAAGAAAGAAAUAAUGAGUCAAUUGCUUGAUGGGAAUGAGAAAACACGAUGUAUAAUUUCUAUAGUGGGCAUGGGUGGGCUAGGUAAGACCACCCUGGCAAGAAAAGUAUAUAAUGACCCUGCAAUUGGUAAACAUUUUGAUACCUUUGCUUGGGUUUCAGUUUCUCAGAGCUACCGAGGUAUCGAGCUACUCAAGGACAUCAUGGGAAAAGUAAUGGGAAUCAAAAAGAAGAAAGAAACAACUACAGAAAUUACAGCAGAAGGCUUACAGCUGAUGGGUGAAGAAGACGUGAGACAGAGGCUCCAUGAUUUCCUAAGAGACAAAAAGUAUUUGGUCGUGAUGGAUGAUGUAUGGAGAGUUGAUGCAUGGAGAGAAAUGCAGCGAGUCUUUCCUGAUGAGAACAAAGGUAGCAGAAUAUUGCUUACUACUCGUGAGAUGGAAGUUGCAAACCGUGCCAGGACACGCUUUCCUCCAUAUGAACUGCACACUCUGAAUGACACACAGAGUUUGGAACUCUUGUGGAGGAAAGCAUCUCCAUCAAAACAAGAUGUCCCCACUGAUUUGAAGGAAUUGGCCCAGGCGCUUGCAAAGAGGUGUGGUGGACUUCCUCUUGCACUGGUGGCGUUAGGGGGCUUUCUAUCAGGGAAAGAUCCUAACUAUGAUGAGUGGUCGAGUGUAGCUCAGAGCAUGGAUUGGGAAGACAGUGGAGAUAGGCAGCAGUGCUUCAAUAUAUUGGGUUUAAGUUACAAUGAGUUGCCAUAUCCAUUAAAACCAUGUUUUCUAUACAUCGCUGCGUUUCCAGAGGACUCCAUUAUCUCUACUUCCAAAUUAGUGAGGUUGUGGGUCGCCGAAGGGUUCAUACCCCAAGAGCAAACAAGGACAAUGGAAGAAACCGCCAGGGACUGGUUGCAUAAGUUGGUCCAGAGGUGCAUGAUUCAGGUUGUCAAGAGAAGCAAGGCUCAUGGGCGGGUUAAGAGCAUACGCAUCCAUGAUCUGCUACGCGACUUUGGCCUUGAAGAAGCCAAAAAGGAUGAAUUUCUUCAUGUUUGCAGUUGUGCCGACAUGGCAGUAUCUAGUCAUAUAUCGAGUCAUCGGGCAGCUUUCCACAGUCGUACGCAAGACGAGGUUGCUGUUUCCUCGCGGCGUCUCCGCACUUUGCUGGGUUUCAAUUUAAGUUUGACUAAUGGGCGAAGAUUUUUGAACGGGUUAAAAUUAUUAAGGGUGCUGGAUUUGGAGGGCACGAGAGAUUUGAAAAAGUUACCGAAACAGAUCGGCAGCAUGAUUCAUUUACGAUACCUGGGAUUGAGCAACACUGGUUUGAAGAGACUGCCAUCUUCCAUUCGACAUCUCUUGAAUCUGCAAGUUUUGGAUGUGAGAGACACAUGCAUUUAUUGGCUUCCGAAAUCAUUUUGGAAAAUCCGGACGCUGAGGCACGUAUAUAUUAAUAUAGUGAUGUUUCUAAUUGCACCGAUAAGUGGCGAACACAAGAACUUGCAGACUUUAAGAAUCCAGGGCUAUGGAUUCGAUAUGGAUGCUAUGUAUAUCGUCCGUUUGCUAGGCGUAAGAUUCAUCAAAAAUUGGGUUACUAUACCAGGCUUUACUCUGAAGGUGGCGAUUGACGAAGCAUGUGAGAGAAUGUUUGGAGAAUCACUCGGAAAAGCACUCGAGAAAAUGGACAGCCUUCUCUCCUUGACUCUGAGUUUGCCUAUACGUAACAUCCCUGGGGACGUCCUUUUCGCUCAGGCACCAAACCUGCACCAGCUCCGUUCAUUGAACCUAUGGGGACGGUUGUUACUCAAACAACAACAGCAGCUCCUAGAUAGCAGUCAUGUCCUGCCAAACCUCACCAAGCUCAAGUUAUCUUAUUCCAAAUUGGAGCAAGACCCAAUGCCCGUGCUGGAGAAGCUGCCAAACCUCAGGUUUCUCCUACUGGCAAUAGAAGCAUACGUAGGGAAUAGCAUGUCGUGUUCUUCUGCUGGUGGCUUUCCUCGACUGCAACACUUGAAAUUAGCCUAUCUAAACAAUUUAGAGGAAUGGAGAGUGGAGGUUGGGGCGAUGCCCAGCCUCACCCACUUAAUUAUCUAUUCGUGCAAUAAAUUGAAGAUGCUUCCUGAGGGAUUGCAGCAGGUGACCACCCUACGGCAACUGAAUCUGAUUUUCAUGCCCCGUGAGUUCAAUGACAGGGUCAGAAAUGAGGAUGGGUACAAGGUCCGACACAUCCCCUCCAUUAUUUUUGAACAUGAGCUGCACUGACAUAAUAUCAUCCGUACCUGGUGAUUACUUUAAUUGGCGUUAGCUGAAGUGAUGAUCCAGUCAAUAAGAUUUUCUGGCUUUCUUUAAUAUAUACAAGGCAACAUUUCUAGCUAUUUCUUAUGGAACCAUAGAACUCUUGAUUGUAUUAGUUGUUAUUUUUCAUUUUCACUCAUAUGUUUCUUUAGAUUUGAUGGAAUUGUUAAUUUUCUGUAAUGUAUUUAAUAAUGCUUUUGACACAUGAACUUCUAUUUCAACUUGCAAAUACUUGGCGAUAUAUAUUAUAUUUUGAUGCAGUCUUCUUUUCUAA
Messenger RNA from Phoenix dactylifera (date palm), 3491 nucleotides. Its product is annotated as putative disease resistance protein At1g50180. Gene Ontology annotation, molecular function: ADP binding. Lineage: Eukaryota; Viridiplantae; Streptophyta; Magnoliopsida; Arecales; Arecaceae. Gene Ontology annotation, biological process: defense response to other organism. The record is from RefSeq and is a predicted model, not a curated record.